AUGGAUCUGAUCAACUCAACUGAUUACCUGCUCAAUGUCUCUACCUUAGUAAGAAACAGCACUCACUUCCCAGCUUCUGCCUCAAAAAUGAUCAUUGUCCUUUUUCUGUUCACGUCAUUUAUAAUUGGUACUAUCACCAAUGGUCUCUACCUAUGGGUGCUAAAAUUCAAGAUGAAAAAGACUGUCAACACUCUUUUAUUUUUUCAUCUCAUUCUCUCAUAUUUUAUUUCAACUUUGGUCGUGCCAUUUAUAGCCACCUCCUUCCUUCAGAACAAUCACUGGAGCUUUGGAACUAUCACAUGUAAGGUCUUCAACAGCAUUUUGUCUACAGGAAUGUUUGCCUCUAUUUUUUUCCUCUCAGCCAUCAGUGUUGAUCGUUAUCUUCUCACCCUUCACCCGGUGUGGUCACAGCUUCACCGAACCCCACGCUGGGCUUCCCACAUCAUCCUGGGAGUCUGGGUCUCUGCCACUGUCCUCGGCAUACCCUAUCUAGUUUUCAGGGAGACACACGAUGACCAUAAAGGAACGGUGACCUGCCAAAAUAACUAUGCUGUGUCUACUAACUGGGAAAGCAAGAAAAUGCAAACAUUGAAGAAAUGGAUUCAUGUAGCCUGUUUCAUCAGCCGCUUUUUGCUGGGCUUCUUUCUGCCUUUCUCUGUUAUCACCUUUUGUUAUGGAAGAGUAGCCAACAAGAUGAAAGAGAGGGGUUUAUCUAAAUCCAACAAGCCCUUCAAAGUCAUGAUGACUGCCGUUAUCUCUUUUUUUCUGUGUUGGAUGCCCUACCAUGUAUACCAGGGUUUAGUUCUCACUAAGAACCCACCACUACUUUUACAGUUGGCUAUGAUGCUUACAGUGAUAACUACUUCUUUCAAUACUGUCUUUUCUCCCACACUCUACCUAUUUAUUGGGGAGAACUUCAAAAAGGUUUUCAGGAAGUCCAUUCUCGCUCUUUUUGAGUCAACAUUCAGUGAAGUUUCUGCACAAAGGAGAGAAAACCGAAACUCAGAAUUCUACAUUUAA
This is a messenger RNA of Hipposideros armiger (great roundleaf bat), 1020 nucleotides long. It is a transcript of the gene GPR33, whose product is annotated as G protein-coupled receptor 33. Lineage: Eukaryota; Metazoa; Chordata; Mammalia; Chiroptera; Hipposideridae. The record is from RefSeq and is a predicted model, not a curated record. Gene Ontology annotation, cellular component: plasma membrane. Gene Ontology annotation, biological process: phospholipase C-activating G protein-coupled receptor signaling pathway; inflammatory response; complement receptor mediated signaling pathway. Gene Ontology annotation, molecular function: complement receptor activity; G protein-coupled receptor activity.